UUUAUUAAAUAAUCAAAUAUUGAAUUUCGAUUUUUUAUAUAUAUAAUUUAUAUACAAAUUAAAAAUCUUCAUUUUGAUAAUCAUAUAUAUUGUUUCUAGUCAUACAGCAGUGAAUAUUAUGAGAAUCAUUCCAAGAAAUAAACUUCGUGAGCUUGUUACAGAUAUUCUAAAAAUUAACGCUCAGAAUCAGAAAUGGCUUGUGAAUGCGUGGGAAAAUGAGUUCGAUGACCUUGAUAUCGAGUAUGAUGGUGAUGCUAAUGAAGAUGAUCCUCAUGCAUUGGUUGUAUUCAUGGAUGAAAAAUCGCCAAUAACUCAUCGAGUACUGAUCUGCGACAUGGGUGGAUCUAACGAGUCCAUCCGAAAAUAUUUCAAGGAGAAGUAGUUGAUUAAAAAAGAGGAUUGCACUCUUGAGGUUCGACAGCCAGUUGAGCCAGAGUAUUCCCCAGCACUUAGUUAGUUUGAGCCAAAGACUACCCAAAUCUUGGGGCUGGGGUUCUGGGAUUUUUAGCCUGGUCGAGUGAAAUCUUCUGCUGACUUUUGCAGGGGAAGAUAAGUUCACGGAAAUACUAGCACUUAGAUUGAGAUUCUACCGAGAUCAAGCGAGGAAAAGUUAAUAAUACAAAGGCCGAGAGGUACUGUGCUCGAGAAUAUACCUUCAUAGACGAGGAUUGUACGCGCUAAUUAGCUAUACAAACAGCCGUAUGGGUGCGCUUCAAGGUCUAAGACGUAAUGAGCUAAAUCUAUGGAACACUUUUUCUAUAAAAGAUUCCUUUUGCUUUUGAUCUUAUGGAAAUAGUCUUGCUACUGCUGCUUCAGAACACUAUGGCUUCCGCUACUUUUGCUAAAUUGUAACUUCAACAUUUGAGUAUGAUCACUUGAUGCAGUCCGCCCUCUAAUCAUCUUAUAUCAUCUAAUCAUCUAAUCCUUUCAUACUUUUCAUCCCGCCGAGCCGGGCCCCGAAAGCUUUCUCAUCUUCAAUUCCAUCACCGACCUUUUCAAAUAAAAAACAACUUAUCACUUCGAUCCAAUCACCUCAACCCACUUUC
This is a messenger RNA of Sclerotinia trifoliorum, 1046 nucleotides long. NCBI's taxonomy places the organism in Eukaryota, Fungi, Ascomycota, Leotiomycetes, Helotiales, Sclerotiniaceae. The record is from the annotation of a GenBank genome assembly.